AUUGGGUGGGGGGUGUCGUUUGAGCUUUGAAUUGGUGGUCGACUUGGGUGGUGACAGAAGGGAAAGAUGACGAUCCUCUCAAUGGCGGGGAGCUCGGGGACGCUGGACCUCUUGCCGAAGAGGAAAAUGUCGUACUUUAGCAAUCGGUAUGUGGUUGGGCUCACGGUGACUGCUGGAAUUGGAGGAUUGCUCUUUGGUUAUGACACAGGUGUCAUAUCUGGCGCACUUCUGUACAUCCGUGAUGAUUUUAAGGUGGUCCGUGAAAACAGGUUUUUACAGGAAACAAUUGCAAGCAUGGCAUUAGUAGGAGCUAUGAUUGGAGCUUCUGGGGGUGGGUGGGUAAAUGAUGCAUACGGACGCAAGAGGGCUACUCUUCUUGCUGAUGUGGUCUUCACCAUCGGAUCACUUGUUAUGUGUGCUGCUCCAGACCCGUAUGUCCUCAUAUUUGGAAGGCUCCUUGUUGGUUUGGGUGCUGGCGUAGCAUCUGUCACUGCUCCAGUUUAUAUUGCUGAAGCAUCUCCCACAGAGAUUAGAGGAGGUCUUGUGGGCACGAAUGUACUCAUGAUCACUGGCGGACAGGUUCUCUCGUACCUUGUAAAUCUCGCUUUUACAGAGGUUCCUGGGACUUGGCGCUGGAUGCUUGGAGUUGCUGCAGUGCCAGCCAUUAUUCAGUUCUUUCUAAUGCUAUUACUUCCUGAAUCACCACACUGGCUUUAUCUGAAGAAUGAUAAAGCUAAAGCUAUUGCUGUGCUUGCAAAAAUCUAUGACCGUGACCGUUUAGAGGAGGAGAUUGAUAUGCUUGCUGCUGCUUCUGAUGAUGUUCAGCCUGAGAAGUCUGUCAGUUACUUUGAUGUUUUCAGAGUCAAGGAAAUGAGACUUGCAUUUUUUGCAGGAGCUGGCCUUCAGGCUUUCCAACAGUUCACUGGGAUCAACACAGUUAUGUACUGCAGCCCCACCAUUGUAAAGAUGGCUGGUUUCUCUUCCAACCAACUUGCACUGCUCCUCUCCCUUAUUGUUGCAGCUAUGAAUGCUGCUGGGACCAUUGUUGGAAUCUAUCUCAUUGACCGUUGCGGCAGACGCCUUUUGGCUCUCACCAGCUUGUCAGGUGUCAUCAUCUCCCUUCUCAUGCUCUCCGGGGCAUUCUUUCUGCAGUCCACCGGUCUCUGUGGUGUGCACACGCUCCAUGGCAACUGCGGGACCAGGCUCGGGCGGUUUGCAGUUGUAGGCCUGGCUCUAUACAUUGCCUUCUUCUCCCCAGGCAUGGGCCCUGUACCAUGGGCGGUGAACUCAGAGAUCUAUCCGGAGGCCUAUCGUGGUGUGUGUGGGGGAAUGUCGGCCACUGUAAAUUGGAUGUCCAACCUGAUUGUGUCGCAGACAUUCCUCACGGUUGUGUCUGCUGUUGGGACUGCAGGAACCUUUUUGAUCAUUGCUGGAGUUGCAGUGGUGGCAUUCGUCUUUGUGGCACUCUUUGUGCCGGAGACUAAGGGCUUGACCUUCGAGCAGGUGGAGAGGUUAUGGAGGGAGAGGGCAUGGGGUAGUGAUGGUGGUCGGCAAAGCCUCCUCGCAGCUGGGGCUUGACUUCUGCAGGAACUCUUUCUCCUGUACAUGCACUAUCUUUGCCUUUUAUAAGGAUAGUGCUCUCUGUGCAUGGAGAUCUGGUUAAAUCUAAAGAACAAAGAAGACAAAGCAUCCUCACUUGUAGAGUUGAAAGCCUAUUUUAUUGUUCCUUGCUAUGCUGCCAGCCAUUGAGUCCACCUCAUUAUCUCGAGAUAUCUGUAUUAGUUAUGUCUGCUUUAAAAAAAAAAAAAUCAUCUGUAUGUACUUAUAUAUAUAGGCUCCUUAUAUUUCUUAUGCUAAUGGUGGGAAUAGAAUGUCCCGGAUUUGUGCAUCAGUCAGCAAGCAA
Phoenix dactylifera (date palm) is the source of this 1903-nucleotide messenger RNA. Its product is annotated as inositol transporter 1-like. Gene Ontology annotation, cellular component: membrane. Lineage: Eukaryota; Viridiplantae; Streptophyta; Magnoliopsida; Arecales; Arecaceae. Gene Ontology annotation, biological process: transmembrane transport. The record is from RefSeq and is a predicted model, not a curated record. Gene Ontology annotation, molecular function: transmembrane transporter activity.